Neurospora tetraspora is the source of this 2418-nucleotide messenger RNA. RefSeq lists its product as uncharacterized. The coding region runs from base 1 to 2418 and encodes 805 amino acids. The record is from RefSeq and is a predicted model, not a curated record. Lineage: Eukaryota; Fungi; Ascomycota; Sordariomycetes; Sordariales; Sordariaceae. The transcript is spliced from 2 exons.
AUGGAGACCAUCCCGGAGUCGUUAAAUGGGGAAUUACCUCCCUUACCCAGUGGCAGUUCUCAUGGUUCGAGGGGUCACACUUACAACCAUAACGGACACAACCAGAACUUGCAUGUCCCAAAAAGGUCAAACACUUUUACGGCUUCUACCUCGACCUCCCAAACUAAGCACCAACGGUAUGCGGGUGCGGAAAGUCAAACUCAAGAACGGCCUUCGUCAUCACUGAGCAGGUCUUUCACCUCACCUCUCUCGUCUCCGUCACCUUCAGAUUCCGGAUCAAGAAUGAUUGGAGGCGGCAAGUCCACUCAGCGAGUGAGGGAGUGGGUGAAGAGGUCCAACUCCAGCCGCGAAUCCAAAACCAAAACCUCCGGCCGCUCCUCCUCCAAUUCAGGCCACCAAACCCUCGAAAUCAUCCACCUCGGCGGCGGCCGUGUCGAACAUGAAUCCAACAGCCAUGUGCACUCAUCUUCUCUGUCAUCCAACUUCCUCGCCCCAACAAGUCAGCAGACACGGGCCAGCGUUGCCAACAGCAUCGACAGCCGAGUCACGCAAUGGUCGGAUUUGUACCACGACCCGCCCGAAUCACUGACGGUUAUCACCAAGCCUGCUACGGCGACGGGGAAGCCGCCGAGGCCGGUUAGUCCGGAGUUGCAUGAGCGGCCGCAGUUAAGGGAGUUGGGAUUGGGAGGGAUUGGAAGUGGAUACAAUGGAGGGAGGGAUCAUGAAGUUGAAGGUCAAGGUCACCAGUCGCGGCACAGGCAUACGAAGAGUGAUGGGAGUAUUCACCCCGCGCCGUUGAGGGUGCCCUCCAACUCGUCGUCCUCGUCUUUUUCAGCAGACAAGAAAGAGGGGCAAGGUGGUGCAGCUGUCGCCACAAGGCCCGAAGAGACGUGGAAGCCCCAAGGACUAACGAGGAGUAACUCCAAAUGGAAACCUCUUCCUGUACCACCACCGCCCGGAGCCCCCGGUAGCGUCACGCCCUUGGUGUCUGACGGUGGAAGAAGGGCUGAGGAUAACAUCAACAUGACUGGCGCUAUCGGCGUCAGUCCACUCACCUCCUCUGUGGAAUCCGAGUCGGAAUUUGGCGAGCGGGAAGAUACUCCUCCAAGGGAGAGGCAACAGGGAGCUCCUCAUAUUGUCAAUGUCAUGGUCCAGCGCAGUGGAAGCAGGAGCAGGACUCGCGACAUGCCAUUAUCGCCGCCUACCACCUCCUCCUCUAACGACGUUUCUCUUGGGAUUGGGUACGCAGUCGGAUUGGGAGUCCUGUCUCCUCCCUUGACACCACCGCAAAUGGAGGCUGCUGAAUCGGGAAGUGGUGGAAUAAGGGAGAGCAUAUGGCCCGUUCCUCCCUCUUAUUCUCUGUCUCUGUCUCAGUCUGGGCAGUUUUCUGCAAAUGCUCCCUCGCGAUCGGCAACUGCUCCUCCACCUGAGAAACAGCGACAGCACCAGCAGAAGCCUUCAACCUCUUCAUCAUUGGCAUCUUCUGCCUCGGCCUCGGCCCUCGCGUCUUCCCAAUCAGCGCCGCCGACGCAUGUCAUUCCCAAACGGAGUGACAGCUUAAGUUACUCGAGGUCUACUCGGAGACCGCCGCAGCAGCAUGCACCCCAACUAUCAAAAUCCAGUUCUUCUUCCUCCCUCCGAGGGUCUACAGAGAAAACAGGGCCAGGUCACAGCGCCUUCACAGACUUCGACUUGGCAACGGCAACAACAACAACAGCAACAGCAGCACCAACCCCUCCCCUCCAACAACAUAAACUCCAAACACCCACCGUCACCCCGCCGACACCAAUCGUCCAGGUACCUCUACCUAGAGGUACCACACCAACACCAACACCAACAACGCCCAUCUGGAGUCCCCGCAACUACCUCUCCUCUCGCGAGCUACUCUGGUUACACCGUAACUACCGCGGAAUCACCUCCUUCAUGGCCGCUUGGGGCCUUAGCAAAGGACUAACCGACGAAGCAGAAAGGGAAGAGGGGCUGGGGAUCAUGCGGGCGUUGAUAGCUGCUGAGGUCUCGUCAUCCUCGUCCUCGUCCUCCGCCCGAAUCGAAACUGCCCCUGGACAACCGGAGGACGAGGAUGGUGACGAGCAUCGGGAUGGUGGUGAGAAGAAGGGAGGGGGAGGGGGAGGGGAUAAUUCCUGGUUGGAUUUUAGUCCUGGUCCUGGUCCUGGUGCUGCGGAAAGGAACAUAAACAUGAAGGCUGAUGUGGACGUGGACGGGAAAGGGAACGAAAAAGAGAAUGAGGGGAGGGCAAGUCCAAACGGCGCAAAUGGGUAUGCGGCGCUGAAAGGGCAGGGAGUGAGGAUGAAGCCUAGGGGUGCUGGGGGUGAUGCCUCCAAAGAAGGAAGACAUGGGACAUGGAGGAAGGUUGUUGAUGGUAAUGUGGAAGACGAAGAGGGGAGUGACUUCUUUUGA